Molecule: messenger RNA, 1172 nt
Organism: Schistocerca cancellata (South American locust)
Lineage: Eukaryota; Metazoa; Arthropoda; Insecta; Orthoptera; Acrididae
Product: ATP synthase mitochondrial F1 complex assembly factor 2
Exons: 6
Coding region: 37-909 (290 amino acids)
Biological process (GO): mitochondrial proton-transporting ATP synthase complex assembly
Cellular component (GO): mitochondrion
Source: RefSeq, a predicted model, not a curated record
CACAGUUAGGUCUUUCACACGUUGGCGAACCUGGCGAUGUUGCAAGUAUCAUACUUCAAAGAUGUACCAACAAGUGGCGAAUGUAAACAAAAUUUAAAUAUGCACAAACUUCUCAAAUGCCGGCAAGUCAUAACACUGGGAUUACGACAGCCCUUCACCUUUACCCGCUUCUAUGCGUCUGCUCCAAAACGAUUCUACAGACGGACAGGAAUUUUGUUUAAUGAUGGUCUGUACGAGAUUACUCUUGAUCAAAGAAAACUGAAGACACCAAAAGGAAAUUUGUUCAAAGUAUCAAGUGAGCCACUAGCCUUGGCAGUUGCAGCAGAAUGGGAUGCACAGGCUCCAACAAUACAGCAGAGUUCAAUGCACUUGUCAGGUCUCUGCAGCACAGCAAUAGACAAUCCAGGAAACAUCACAAAAUAUGACUUAGUCCAAAGGAUAAUUAAUUUUUUGGAUACAGAUACUGUGCUGUGUUUCUCAAGUGAAGAAGAACUAUGUGCAUUGCAAGAACGAGAAUGGGGACCAAUCCUGAAGUGGUUUCGUCAGCGUUACGAUGUUGAGGUAGAAGAAUCGAAGGAUAUAACUGGCCCCACAGUCAGCCUCAAAUCAAAACAAAAAAUUAUCUCUCAUCUUCUGUCGUACAAUAUGUGGGCUGUACAUGGAUUUGCUUUUGGUGUUGAAACAGUCAAGUCACUUAUAUUAACAUUGUGCUGUGUUGAUCGUUAUAUUUCUGUAGAGAAAGCUGUUUUACUAUCAAGAUUGGAAGAAGAAUUUCAGACCGGUCACUGGGGAAGAGUGGAAUGGGCGCAUGACCUGAACCAACAACAAACACAGGCUCGAUUAGCUGCUGCCGUGCUGUUCAUUCAUUUGAACUCUUCGAGUGCAUUCAUCAGUACAAAAGGACUUUGAAUUUUGCAUAUAGUGAUUACUGGCAGUUCACCUCCCUGAACUGUUUUUAGAGGUUUUCUUUUCUGUUUUUCCAUGCUGAAGAAAUUGUUGUGUAAAUUUAAAUGCGUAAUUUAAGUAUUAAAUUUUGUACUCAAUUUGAAUUUUUUGUCAUGUAUUUCACUGCUCCAAUGCGUACUGCAUGGACACUGACUGUGAUAAGUAAUGCCUUCAUGGCCGUUAUGCCAUAAUGAGUGAGAAUAAUUAAAUAAAUGAAGUGUAUAAUA